Molecule: messenger RNA, 2526 nt
Organism: Sceloporus undulatus (fence lizard)
Lineage: Eukaryota; Metazoa; Chordata; Lepidosauria; Squamata; Phrynosomatidae
Product: vomeronasal type-2 receptor 26-like
Exons: 6
Coding region: 1-2526 (841 amino acids)
Biological process (GO): G protein-coupled receptor signaling pathway
Cellular component (GO): membrane
Molecular function (GO): G protein-coupled receptor activity
Source: RefSeq, a predicted model, not a curated record
AUGUACCAACAUAUCCUGGCCUUGGCAUUUGCCAGGAAAGAGAUAAAUGAACAUCUGAAAAUCUUACCUAAUAUCACUUUGGGUUUCCACAUACUCAACAGCUACUACAUUGCAAGGAUGACCUAUAAGGCCAUUCUGAGCUUGCUUUCUACACACCAGAGAUUUGUCCCCAACUUUUUAUGUGACAAUCAGGAGACCAUUGUUGCUGUUAUUGGAGGACUUGUGACUGAAGUGUCUGCCAUUAUGACCAUCAUUGCAAAUCCAUACAAGAUUCCACAGCUCACAUAUGGGUCAUUCUCUCCACCACAUGGUGACAAAACACUAUUCCCAUGUUUGUACCAGAUGGUCCCAGAUGAAGUUCAUCAGUAUGUUGGGUGUGUACAGUUAUUUCAAUAUUUUGGAUGGACAUGGGUUGGACUUUUGGCCGCGGAUGAUGAUUAUGGGGACAUGUUUUUGCAGACAGUGGUGCCCCUGUUUACCCAGAAUGGCAUCUGUUAUGCAUUCAUACUUCAAACACCAAAACGGACAUAUAUAGAGGAAUAUACAGGUUUGAUUUUAAAACUGCUAGAAAAUUAUCAUGUUCUUUUGGAAAGAAAAGCCAAUGUAUGUUUUGUACACGGAGAACCCCCAUCUUGGCAUAAUUUGAGAAUGUUGCUGUUUAUUGUCCCUUUCUAUAAUUUGCCACUCCUGGCUAAAGUGUGGAUUGUAACAUCCCAAUGGGAUUUUGAAUCUCUGUCUAUUCAAAAAUUGUGGGAUAUACAAAAUUUCCAUGGUGCCAUAUCCUUCACAAUUCACUCAAAGCAGCCGCCUGGAUUCCAAAAAUUUAUUCACACCAUAAAGCCUUCCUGGGCAAAAGGAGAUAACUUCUUCCAGAAUUUCUGGGAGCAGGCAUUCAACUGUCCAUUUAAACCAUCCAAAAUGAAGGAAGACAAGAAGGAAUGGUGCACUGGAGAAGAGAAACUGGAGAGCCUUCCUAGUACUUUGUUUGAAAUGAACAUGAUGGGUCACAGUUACAAUGUCUACAAUGGUGUCUAUGCUGUGGUACAUGCUUUGCAUGCUGCAUAUCUAUCCAGAUCCAACUAUAAAAGAUUAACAGAAAGAGAAAAUGUUGGAUUCCAUAAUAUAAAGCCAUGGCAGCUCCAUCAUUUCCUAAGGAGGAUCUCAUUCAACAAUAGUGCUGGAGAUACUGUGAGUUUUGAUCAAAAUGGAUAUUUUAUAGCAGGCUUCGAUAUUACCAACUGGGUGGCUUUCCCAAAUAACUCUUUUGUCAGAGUAAAUGUUGGAAGACUGGAACCCCAUGCCCUUCCAGGCAAAAUGUUGACCAUCAAUGAUGAUAAAAUUGUGUGGCCCAGACAUUUUAAUGAGAUGCUGCCACUUUCUGUGUGUAAUGAUCAUUGUUAUCCUGGCCACAGCAAGAGAAAGAAAGAGAGAGAGAAAUUUUGCUGCUAUGACUGUAUUCCAUGCCCUAAAGGAAUGAUCUCUAAUCAGAAGGAUAUGGCUACCUGCAUCAAAUGUCCAAAUGGCCAGUAUCCCAACAAGAAUAAAAAUCAAUGCAUUCCUCUAGUCCUGACCUAUCUUUCUUAUGAAGAACCAUUAGGAAUAAUCUCUAUUAUAUUGGUUUUUUCAUUCUCAUUGAUCACAAUUUUUGUGCUUAGAACCUUUUGGAAACACCGGGAUACUCCCAUAGUCAAAGCUAACAAUAAGAGCCUCACCUACAUUCUUCUCAUCUCUCUUCUUCUUUGCUUUCUGUGCUGUUUGCUGUUCAUUGGAAAACCCAAAAAGAUCACCUGCCAUCUGCAACACACAGCCUUUAGUGUUGCAUUCUCAGUGGCCCUUUCCUCUCUGUUGGCAAAAACCAUCACUGUGGUUCUGGCAUUUAUGGCUACCAAACCAGGAUCCAGGAUGCAGAAAUGGAUGCAGAAAAGACUGGUGAACUCUAUUGUUCUUUUUGGCUCCUUAAUUCAAGCAAGUGUUUGCAUUAUUUGGCUCAGUACUUUCCCUCCAUUUCCAGAUGUGGACAUGCAUUCACUUGAUGGAAUAAUCAUACUGAAAUGUAAUGAGGGCUCAGAUUUCAUGUUUUACUGUGCCUUGGGCUAUUUAGGCUUCCUGGCCCUUGUUUGUUUCACUGUGGCUUUCCUAGCCAGGAAGUUACCUGACAAUUUCAACGAAGCUAAAUUUAUCACUUUCAGCAUGUUGGUGUUUUUUAGUGUUUGGUUGUCCUUUGUCCCAACUUACCAUAGCACAAAGGGGAAGCAUAUGGUGGCUGUGGAGAUCUUCUCCAUUCUGUCCUCUGGUGCUGGUUUAUUGGGUUCUAUUUUCCCUCCAAAAUUAUACAUUAUAAUAAUGAGGCCUGAGCUAAACAGCAAAGAAAUUUUAUUAAGGAAAGAAAGGUUCUUUGGGACCUCCUUUGAGAUGCCUAUCAUGGUACCUCCAGCUACAAGAAAACAGCUAGAUGUGUCCCCACUGAUCCCCCUGCUCUUUGGUGGCAUGGAAAUGGUUGUCGAUAGAUAUGCUGGAUCCCUUUAA